AUGUCCCGGGCUGUCCGGGAUCAGUAUGACCGGAGGUAUCACGUGACCGAUACCCGGACAAAUCCCAAAGGAUUCACAGAGUACAAGGUGGUCGCUGAGUUUAUACCAAAGAAGAACCCUCAGGAUGUUAAAGAGAUUGUGGUUUGGAAACGUUACAGCGACUUCAAAAAACUUCAUGGGGAGCUCUCCUACACUCACCGGAAUCUCUUCCAGCGCACCCAGGAAUUUCCAGCAUUCGCCAAGGCUCAUGUUUUUGGGCGUUUUGAAGCACCGGUUAUAGAGGAACGCAGAAAAGCUGCAGAAGAUAUGCUAAGGUUCACUGUGAACAUCACAGCACUGAAUAACAGCCCCCAACUAAAGGAGUUCUUCAGGGCGGGAGAGGUCACCAUGCGAUCAGAUGGCCCAGAUGCAACAGAAACCCUUGUCUUACCCCCUCCUUUGGUUCCAGAGCCAAUACGAAGUUCUUCACUUGAAAUGAAAGAAGAAGUGACGAAUGGUUCAGACGUGUCCGAGUCAGUAGAGGCAGCUGAGCACGAUGAAGACAUCAGCAGUAAUGAGCUCAGCACUCAAACUCAGCUUGAUGUACUGUUUGGCCUAAAUGAAGACUUAUGUCAGUUAGAAGCUGAAGACAUCCAGGACCCCCUGCCAUCUGCUAGUACAUUAACUGCCAAUGACUUGGCAAUGUUCGACCCUUGUUAUUCUGAAGAAGGUGCAAUUGAAGAGAAACCGAAACCUCUUUGCAUCUGCUAUCUCUGAAGUGUGAAGUGGAGGAUCAUCCUUCUGCUGGCCUAGAAGAUGGUGGCAUUUACCUGUCACAAGCCACAUUAGAAGUUCAGAGAGCAAUGGAGUUAGAAUUGGCUGAAGAUUACCCUGAAGCCUUCAAAUUAUUCCGAAAUGCCGUGGAUAUCUUAUUAAAGGGAGUGAAAGAUGAUUGUUGUCCUGAGCGUCGUGAGGCCGUUGCACGUAGAACAGCAGAAUAUCUCCAUCAUGCAGAGAAGAUCUUUCAGGAGCACAUGGAUGGAAGUUUAUCAGAUGAGCACAAAAAAGCUCCAUAA
Molecule: messenger RNA, 1055 nt
Organism: Staurois parvus
Lineage: Eukaryota; Metazoa; Chordata; Amphibia; Anura; Ranidae
Source: the annotation of a GenBank genome assembly